AUGGUUGUUAAUGAAGAUAAAUAUACAGGAAAAGAAACAGUUAUUUCAACUGCAUCAUGUACAACAAAUUGUUUAGCACCACUUGCUAAAAUUAUUCAUGAAAAAUUUGGUAUUAUCGAAGGUUUAAUGACAACUGUUCGUUCAUGUACUGAUACACAAAAAAUUGUUGAUAAUCCAUCAUAUGAAAAUUCGCGAGCUGGACGUGGACCUACACAAAAUAUUAUUCCAUCAUCAACUGAUGCUGUUGAAGCUAUUCGAAAAAUUAUUCCUGAUUUAAAUGGAAAAUUAACUGGUAUGACUUUUCGUGUUCCAGCACCAUAUGUUUCAGUUAUUGAUCUUAAUGUUCGAUUAAACAAAGGAGCUAAAUAUGAAGAAAUUUGUGCAGCAAUAAAAGAAGCUGCUAAUGGGCCAUUAAAAGAUAUUUUGGCUUAUACUGAAGAUACAGUUGUUUCAACAGAUUUUCUUGGUAAAACACAUUCAUCAAUUUUUGAUGCUAAAGCUGGUAUUUCACUCAAUGAUAAUUUUGUCAAACUUGUUUGAUGGUAUGUUUUUUGUUUUUUAUUUAAAUAACAUUUUUAUUUAAUUCUAUUUCUAGGUAUAACAAUGAAUAUGGCUAUUCAUAUCGUCUUGUUGUUUUGAUUAAAUAUAUUGCAGAAAAAGAUUAUGAAAUUGAAUUGAGGCUUGAAUCAACUUUCUAAUGAUUAUACUACUGGAUUUUGACUUUCAUUUUCUAUUGAACAUUUAAGAAAAAAAAGAGUUCUUUUUAUUAAGAAAAUUUUGACUUUUAUUUUAUAUUGUUAUUUUCAUUUACCUUGUAAAAAUAAAAAGAUAGAUUUUUUUAUUCUUCAAAUAAAUUAAGAUAUAUGUUUAUUCUACUGGAUUAAAUACCAUCGACAAUGCUUAUUAAUUGAAAUUUUGUGUGAUUUUAUAAUAGAAUUUAUAUUGAAGCCGAAAAUAAAUAUCUACGAAAAUAUUAUUAUAGCCUGUUGUACUGAUUUGGAGAUAAGUAGUAAAAUAACGAUUUUUCAUUUAUUUAUUAUCUAUUGUCUAUUGUCUAUCGUUGAAUGUAUACGAUAAAUCGUUACACAUAGUGUGUGUACCUUUAUACUUUAAUAAUAUCAUGAUGCAUUUAACAUGUGUGUCGAUUCGUGCUAAUCAAGCUGACAAGCGUAAUAUGAAAUGUAUCAAACCUAUACAAGCUGGUCUGAAAUGAUACUUCUUUAUUAUAUCUCGUUUUGUGAGAAAGCUUUUGAUCCUUUUUGCAAAACUUUUCAACUGGAAAACUUAACAAUGUAAGAGAGAAAUGAUUUUGCUAAUUUCUUUUUACUGUAAUCGAUGUUAACUUUUUUUAAAUAUUUUCAAAUGAUAAUAUUUAUUUAUAUGGAUUAAACUUUUGAUAAGAAUAAACCU
This is a messenger RNA of Rotaria sp. Silwood1, 1410 nucleotides long. The record is from the annotation of a GenBank genome assembly. NCBI's taxonomy places the organism in Eukaryota, Metazoa, Rotifera, Eurotatoria, Philodinida, Philodinidae.